AUGGCUGUGUUCCUACUACGUCUCUUCUCCUGCGUUCUGGGCGCGCUCGUCGUCUCUGCAAUAGUACAUGCGUCAGCACCCUCCGCGACGACGACCGCUGCGACGAGCACCCUCACAGGCAUCGCCGCAACCGCUCCCACCAUCGGUCCCUCCCAACAAGUAGGCAGGUUGCCCGCUCUUGGCUGGAACUCCUGGAAUGCGUAUGGAUGCAAUAUUAACGAAACUAAGGUCGUUGACGCUGCAAACCUGUUCGUCUCCCUGGGCCUGGCCGACGCAGGCUACGAGUACGUAAACAUCGACGACUGUUGGUCUCUCCAGACCCGAAACGCAUCCACGGGCCGGAUUGUGCCCGAUCCGAGCAAGUUCCCGAACGGCAUCAGCGGUGUCGCCGACCAGGUGCACGCCCUCGGCCUUAAGCUCGGGAUAUACAGCGACGCUGGUACGAACACCUGUUCGGGAUUCCCCGGCUCUCUCGGAAACGAAGCGGUGGACGCAGAGGCGUUCGCCGAAUGGGGCGUCGACUAUAAUUGCAACGUUCCUGGUAACUGGACGGAUACUUCUACCCCGCCUGACAACGACUGGUACAACUCUAACUCCGCUAUCCGCUACCGCCAAAUGACCGCGGCGCUGAAUCAGACCGGGCAGCCCGUCCACUUCAACCUCUGUAUCUGGGGCAACGCGAACGUGUGGGAGUGGGGCGCUCGCGUCGGCCACUCGUGGCGCAUGACCGGCGACGUGAGCGCGUCAUGGAGCUCCAUCUCGAGCAUCAUCGCGGCGAACGCACAGCAUCUCGAUGCGGUCGACUUCUUUUCCCAUAACGAUAUGUGCGAGCAGCGAACCCACUUCGCCGCCUGGGCAUUCCUGAAGAGCCCCAUCCUCCUCGGGACCGAUCUGAACAAUCUCAACUCGACGCAGCUGGACAUCAUCACGAACGCCGAACUGCUCGCGUUCCACCAGGACCCCGAUGUUGGAACCCCGGCUACACCAUUCACCGCGACAGCGUCCGCUCCCACCACUUCGCCUCCUGAGUUCUACGCUGGAAAUUCCUCGAAAGGAACGCACGUGUUCAUCAUCAACACCGGCACAAUGGCCGCGAAGACGUUCGAGUUCGCAAACGUGCCAGGCCUCGGCUCCGGGAAUUUCACGGUUCAUGAUAUGUGGGCGGGCGAGGAUCUGGGAACCUUUGCGGACAGCUUCUCGAUCACUGUGAACACGCACGAUACUGCCGCGCUCUUGAUCGACCGUGCAUAG
This is a messenger RNA of Dichomitus squalens LYAD-421 SS1, 1251 nucleotides long. Its product is annotated as glycoside hydrolase. The transcript has 12 exons. The record is from RefSeq and is a predicted model, not a curated record. Gene Ontology annotation, biological process: carbohydrate metabolic process. Gene Ontology annotation, molecular function: hydrolase activity, hydrolyzing O-glycosyl compounds. NCBI's taxonomy places the organism in Eukaryota, Fungi, Basidiomycota, Agaricomycetes, Polyporales, Polyporaceae. The coding region runs from base 1 to 1251 and encodes 416 amino acids.